Rubroshorea leprosula is the source of this 4013-nucleotide messenger RNA. The record is from the annotation of a GenBank genome assembly. Lineage: Eukaryota; Viridiplantae; Streptophyta; Magnoliopsida; Malvales; Dipterocarpaceae.
AGACUCAGAUUCAGAUGCCAUAAAUUCAUCAUUCUUUAAAUACAAACACAGAAACAGAGGAAGAGAAAAACAGGGCGACUCGAUCUGUGCUCUAAUUGGCGGCUUGAUCUUGCAUUUUUCAUAAUUAUUGGUCUGGUGUGUGUAUAUAUAUAUGAUAACACAGUAAGUGGUUGGAUAAUGGCUGUUGAGGCUCCUGCCAAACGGGUUUAUGAUUUUAAUAAUGAUGAAGAAGAUGAUGAUGCACCUCUAACCUUUAAAAGAAGUCAUACCCAAUCCUCUAAGCAAAAUCAGUUAAAGCCAGAAGUAAAGAAGCCAGUAUCUCAAAGACCUGAUGAGCAGUCCGGGAAGCAGGCAUCUGGUAUACGAUCUCCUAAUGGUCAAAGCUCCAAUGUCCCAAAGACUAAGACAAAUCCAUCUUCCAAGGCAUCCCUGGUUAAAUCUCCUGUAGCAAGUCCAGCACCAUCAACUUCAUCUGCCAGGGCAUCACCAGUUAAAUCUCCUCUAUCGAGUCCAGCACCAUCAACGUCAUCUGCCAGGGCAUCACCAAUGAAGUCACCGGUGGUGAAUUCAAGGGCAUCAACUUCAUCGAGUUAUCAGCCGAAACAGGCAGUGAAACAUACUGCUGCUGUUAAGGAGGAGAAAAGCCCAAUUAAAGGUGAAAUUGAGCCAAAGAGUGAAGAGGAGGAUUCUGAAGAUGAUGUCCCUCUGAGUGCCAGGCUUAAAGUUAACUCUGGCACUUCUGCUCAAGUGACUGCACCAAAGACUAAGACAAAUCCAUCUCCCAAGGCAUCCCUGGUUAAAUCUCCUGUAGCAAGUCCAGCACCAUCAACUUCAUCCGCCAGGGCAUUGCCAGUUAAAUCUCCUCUAUCAAGUCCAGCACCAUUGACUUCAUCUGCCAGGGCAUCACCAAUGAAGUCAUCAGUGGUGAAUUCAAGGGCAUCAACUCCAUCGAGUGAUCAGCCAAAACAGGCAGUGAAACAUACUGCUGCUUUUAAGGAGGAGAAAAGCCCAAUUAAAGGUGAAAUUGAGCCAAAGAGUGAAGAGGAGGAUUCUGAAGACGAUGUCCCUCUGAGUGCCAGGCUUAAAGUUAACUCCGGUACUUCUGCUCAAGUGACCACACCAAGACUGGUGCCCAAGACUGAAAACAAAGGAUCUAAUGAAGAUUUGGAUGAUUCUGUUCCUCUUUCCUCAAGGUUCAACAUGAAAUCUAGUACUGGGACUUCAAGCAACAGACCUAAGGAUACUGAUGAGAAGAAACCAGUGGUCUCUAAAAUUCAGCAGAAUGGAUUCACUGUUAAGGACAGGCAACAAAAGUCAUCUGUUGUGUCAGGUAAGAGACCUCUUGAUAAGGGCAAUUCUGCAGACCAGUCUUCGGUUAAAAAGCUAAAGUUUUCAGAUGCAUCUACAACAUUGAAAGCAGAAGAGAAGGCUGAUGAUGAUGACCGCAUUCCAAUUGCCCAGAGAAUGAAAAAGUCUACUUCAUCGAAUCCUAAAUCAUCAUCUAUGAAGCAAAAUGCAACCAAGCUUACCUCUGCUUCAUUUAAAAAGACAAAUAAGAAGCCCAAGAAAGAGAUGAAAAAUUCAAAAUACAGUAAGUCAACAAAGGUUCCACCCAGCUCUGGUGAUGGGCAAAAAAAAUGGACUACUUUGGUUCAUAAUGGUGUUAUUUUCCCACCUCCCUACAAGCCUCACGGAGUUAAGAUGCUUUAUGCUGGGAAGUCAGUUGAUUUAACUCCUGUACAAGAGGAGGUUGCAACUAUGUUUGCUGUUAUGAAAGACACAGAUUACAUGAGCAAGCCACAGUUCAAGAAGAACUUCUGGGAUGAUUGGAGUAAAAUAUUGGGGAAAAACCAUGUCAUUAAGGAUUUGGAGAAAUGUGAUUUCACCCCAAUAUAUGAGUGGCAUAUGAAUGAGAAAGAGAAGAAGAAACAAAUGACUUCUGAGGAGAAGAAGGCACUUAAAGAAGAGAAGUUAAAGCAGGAGGAAAAGUACAUGUGGGCUAUUGUUGAUGGUGUUAAAGAAAAGGUUGGGAAUUUCCGAGUUGAGCCACCUGGUCUUUUCCGAGGCAGAGGAGAGCAUCCAAAGAUGGGAAAGUUAAAAAGGCGCAUCCGUCCAAAUGACAUCACAAUAAACAUUGGGAAGGAUGCUCCAAUUCCGGAAUGUCCAAUCCCUGGUGAAAGAUGGAAAGAUAUAAAGCAUGAUAAUACUGUUACAUGGUUAGCUUUCUGGAAUGAUCCAAUUAACCCAAAAGAAUUCAAGUAUGUAUUCCUGGCAGCUAGCAGUUCCUUGAAGGGGCAAAGUGACAAGGAGAAAUAUGAGAAAUCAAGGAUGCUGAAGGAUUACAUCAAGAACAUCAGAGCUGCAUAUACUAAGGACUUUACCAAUAAAGAUACCACAAAGAGGCAAAUAGCAGUUGCUACUUAUCUUAUUGAUAAACUAGCUCUUAGGGCGGGUAAUGAGAAGGAUGAUGAUGAAGCAGAUACUGUUGGUUGCUGCACACUUAAAGUAGGAAAUGUUGAGUGCAUCCCUCCAAAUAAGAUAAAGUUUGACUUCCUUGGUAAAGAUUCAAUUCAAUAUGUGAACACAGUUGAGGUUGAGCUUCCUGUUUACAAGGCUAUUGGCCAGUUUCAAACUGGAAAAAAACCAAAUGAGGAUCUUUUUGAUUUGCUGGAUACAAGCAAACUUAAUGCUCAUCUGAAAGAACUCAUGCCUGGCCUUACAGCAAAAGUCUUCCGCACAUAUAAUGCAUCCUUCACAUUGGAUGAAAAGUUGAAAGAAACCAAAGAUGGAGAUGUUGCAGAAAAAAUAGUUGUUUAUCAGCAUGCAAACAAGGAGGUUGCAAUCAUAUGUAAUCAUCAGCGAAGUAUUUCAAAAUCUCAUAGUGCACAGAUGUCAAGGUUGACAGAGAAAAUAGAAGAACUCAAGGGCGUCCUGAAAGGGCUAAAAAUUGAUUUGGACAGGGCUAAGAAAGGCAAACCGCCAUUAAAGGAUUCUGAUGGGAAACAGAAGAGGAACUUGACUCCUGAAGCCUUGGAGAAGAAGAUAGCCCAAACCAAUGCAAAGAUUGAGAAGAUGGAACGAGAUAUGCAGACCAAAGAGGAUCUAAAAACUGUGGCAUUAGGCACAUCCAAAAUCAAUUACCUUGACCCUAGGAUUACUGUUGCAUGGUGCAAGCGACAUGAAGUACCCAUUGAGAAGAUUUUCAACAAGUCUCUUCUGGCAAAGUUUGCUUGGGCAAUGGAUGUGGAUCCAGAUUUCAGAUUCUGAUAUCAACAAGUUAAUGGUUCUUUGGCUGGCACCCUGGCCAAAAGGAAAAAUUGGGAUAAAAGGGAGAAGGUAAAAGGGCCUUCCAUUUUUUCUGUUAUAGUAAUAUUCAAUUUCCAUAUCUUUCCCCCCAUAUUAGAGAGAAAUUCAUGUUGCAAGAUCUGAGCCAAUCUAAUCUAAUGAAGGGCGAAUUUGCUCAUUUCUUUUCAACUUAAUACUGUUGAGCAACACCAAUUGUUUGUUUGUAACCCUCGAAUAUCCACUAACAGUGAAAAUGCCAGAAAUAUACUGAAGAUGGAUUCAGAAAUAGAGUAGAUUCCAUUAAUUUGAUUACUUUGCCUCUCCAGUCGUUACAACAUUUUUGUUUGAUUUUGAUGUGUACCAAGUAUGAGGCAUUCUUUUAGUGUACAAUCAAUCUCUCUUCCUCUCCCCCCAUUAAUAUGUUAUUAGAGAUUUGAAUAUGUCAUAUUCAAAAUGUCAUAUCCAAAGUAAUUAGUCUCUCAUUUUUCUGUUCUGAAAUGUGAAGGAAGAAGAAUUGUGCUUGGAGGUGAGCUAGAUAGAAGUUGAAAUCAGGUUUUAACGCAUGUUAUUUCAUGAGAGGGAAAGUGAAGGAUGAGAAAGACCGUGAAUCAAUCCGUAAAUACGACAUAUAGUUUUUUUGUAGUUGUAUGUAUGUAGUAUAAGAACAUGGAUUUUAUUUAUCAUAAAGACUGCGUGACAGAGGACUAGACUAAAAACAUACAGUUAAG